This is a messenger RNA of Schistocerca piceifrons (Central American locust), 465 nucleotides long. Its product is annotated as zinc finger CCHC domain-containing protein 13-like. The record is from RefSeq and is a predicted model, not a curated record. The coding region runs from base 1 to 465 and encodes 154 amino acids. The transcript is spliced from 3 exons. Gene Ontology annotation, molecular function: nucleic acid binding; zinc ion binding. NCBI's taxonomy places the organism in Eukaryota, Metazoa, Arthropoda, Insecta, Orthoptera, Acrididae.
AUGAGGUUAGCGAAUGAAAGAAUACAGAUGAUUGUACGCAGUCGGGACGAAAACAUUAAUUUAAGUGAGGCUGUAGAACUCGCACAACAAGAAGAAAGAGCAACCAUGUCAAUGAGAGAAAAGGAUCAAAAGUCAAGGGAAAUAAGCGGGCAGAAUUAUCAAAGAGACCAACUAAAGCAGAUGAAGUGUUACAAUUAUGGUAAAGCGGGGCAAAUAUCCAAGCACUGCAACAGAAAUACCAAACAUUAUGACGAACGAGGGCAUGCAGAUGCGAAAUGUAAUAGAACUAUUAUACGCGAAAAAUGCCAAAGGCGUGGGCAUAGGGAGAAAGACUGUCGAACUCCUAAAUGUUAUCGGUGUAAUAAAUAUGGGCAUUUAGCAUCACAGUGUAGAGAGAAAAUAGAAAAGUUCCGAGGAAAAGGGACGGGAAACGAAACAGGUGGUAUGGGCAGCAGCCAUGCAUAG